CUGGACGCGCUGGGUGGAUGCGGGGGGCUCCUGGGAACUGGGUUGGAGCCGAGCUAGCGCUAGCCAGGCGCAAGCGCGCACAGACUGCAGCCGAGGACCACCACCACCACCGUACCACCACCCCCAGGCCACCCGGAGACCCCCGUGCAGGAUCCCCUCUGGAUCCCCGGCAGCCGGCGGGAGAUGAUGACGAGGACGAAGAGGAAGAUGAGGAGGAGGAAAUUGACGUGGUGACCGUGGAGAAGCGCAGGUCCUCCUCCAACAGCAAGGCCGUCACGACCUUCACCAUCACCGUGCGGCCCAAGAGCGCAGCCUUGGGUCCUGGGAGGGCCCAGUCGGGGGAGCUGAUCCUCAAACGCUGCGUCCCCAUCCACCAGCAGCACAACUACGCCGCCCCCUCCCCCUACGUGGAGAGCGAGGACGUGCCGCCCCAGAAGAAGAUCAAGAGCGAAGCGUCACCCCGUCCCCUUAAGAACGUCGUCCCCCCGAAGGCCAAGAACUUGAGUCCCCGCAACUCUGACUCGGAGGACAGCGAGCGCCGCCGGAACCACAACAUUCUGGAGCGCCAGCGCCGAAAUGACCUGCGGUCCAGCUUCCUGACGCUCAGGGACCACGUGCCAGAGCUGGUGAAGAACGAGAAGGCGGCCAAGGUGGUCAUUUUGAAAAAAGCCACCGAGUACGUCCACUCCCUUCAGGCUGAGGAGCAUCAGCUUUUGCUGGAGAAGGAGAAGCUGCAGGGAAGGCAGCAGCAGUUGCUAAAGAAAAUCGAACACGCUCGGACUUGCUAAACGCUUCUGGAAACCGGACAGUCACUCUGCCACUUUGCACAUUUUGAUUUUUUUUUUUUAAAAACAAACCUUGUGUUGACAUUAAGAAUGUUGUUUUACUUUCACAUUGGUCCCCCCAGCGAGUUUGGAUCUGGGUGGGGAGCAGGACGUGUGGGGUUCUGCCCGGGGACCUCGGGAGAGGGCCCACCUGAUGGGAUGCUGGGUGGCCCUUGCAGUUUUCCUCCAUGUCGCCUCCAAGACCGCGGUCGAAGUUCUUGUGACAGUUGGGAGCCUCUGGGCUGUUGAAGUCACCUUGUUUGUUCCAAGUUUCCAAACAACAGAAAAGGCAUUCCUUCUUUUUUAAAAUGGUGCUUAUGUUCCAGCAGGUGGUCACGUGAGGGGCUUGCCAUUUGGUAACCCCUGGGGAACAUUUCUGUAAAUACCAUGGACACACCCGCCUUUUGUAUACGCCCUGGGUAAUGAGAGGUGGCUUUUGCGGCCAGUAUUAGACUGGAAGUUCAUACCUAAGUACUGUAAUACCUCAAUGUUUGAGGAGCGUGUUUUGUAUACAAAUAUAUUGUUAAUCUCUGUUAUGUACUGUACUAAUUCUUACACUGCCUGUAUACUUUAGUAUGAUGCUGAUACAUAACUAAAUUUGAUACUUAUAUUUUCGUAUGAAAAUGAGUUGUGAAAGUUUUGAGUAGAUAUUACUUUAUCACUUUUUGAACUAAGAAACUUUUGUAAAGAAAUUUACUAUAUAUAUAUGCCUUUUUCCUAGCCUGUUUCUUCCUGUUAAUGUAUUUGUUCAUGUUUGGUUCAUAGAACUGGGUAAAUGCAAAGUUCUGUGUUUAAUUUCUUCAAAAUGUAUAUAUUUAGUGCUGCAUCUUAUAGCACUUUGAAAUACCUCAUGUUUAUGAAAAUAAAUAGCAAUUAAAUGA
Messenger RNA from Suricata suricatta (meerkat), 1705 nucleotides. RefSeq names its product MYCN proto-oncogene, bHLH transcription factor (gene MYCN). Gene Ontology annotation, molecular function: RNA polymerase II cis-regulatory region sequence-specific DNA binding; protein dimerization activity; DNA-binding transcription factor activity, RNA polymerase II-specific. Gene Ontology annotation, biological process: regulation of transcription by RNA polymerase II. The record is from RefSeq and is a predicted model, not a curated record. Lineage: Eukaryota; Metazoa; Chordata; Mammalia; Carnivora; Herpestidae.